Molecule: messenger RNA, 3326 nt
Organism: Scleropages formosus (Asian bonytongue)
Lineage: Eukaryota; Metazoa; Chordata; Actinopteri; Osteoglossiformes; Osteoglossidae
Product: immunoglobulin kappa light chain-like
Exons: 5
Coding region: 726-1871 (381 amino acids)
Biological process (GO): cell-cell adhesion
Cellular component (GO): plasma membrane; cell-cell junction
Molecular function (GO): cell adhesion molecule binding
Source: RefSeq, a predicted model, not a curated record
UGAUGACUAGUGUUUUAUUCAUUCUUCAAAGCAAUUUACAGCGAUGUACACAUUUACACAGUAGCGUCAUCUUUACUGCAUCACCAGUUAAGUAUCUUGAUCAUCGAACCUGGGUCCUUCCAGAGUGAAGUGACAGCGUUAACCACUACGGUACUAGAGGUUAGGUGAACCAAACUUUACAUUGAUUUACUCUUCUUCUUCACAACAAGGUCAUUUUUACUAUCUAUCUCACGUCAAGGUAAGUACCUUGAUUAAAGGGACUGCAGGAGGAGAUACAAUUCAACAGGGGGACCUUUGGAGAAAAAGGCGUCGCCCUUAAAGACUACGCCACCUGCCGUUGUACCUUUGAAGAACGACGACUGUCGGCACCGAUGAGCAGAGCUGGUGCGAAUCGGACGUUACUCUGAGCAAGAAAGACGUGACGAUACGAGGAAAGCGCGAGGUUAAAGAAUCCCUACGAUACCCGUACAGUCGGCGUCGACGGGAUGCUUUGCGUUUAUCCAGAACUGCCAAAGUGUUCCGGCUGGAUGCGUGUCCGUGGGUUGGGGGAGUUAAGGCUCCGCAGCCCAGGCCGCAGCCCACGCGCACCGGCUGUGACGCGGUAAAGUGCGAGAAUGCGGUAUCCCCCCACUUCCCGUCAGCGAGGCGGACGAGACACGCGCUUCCUGUAAACGGCUGUCAGCCGGCGCUCUUUUGUGCCGACUCCCCGCGGGAGGCCGGCAGAGAUGAGGAAGACCCCGGCGUGGCGGCUUCUCCUGCUGCUCACAGGGCUCCAGGCCUCACGCAUCCCCAUCCGGCAGCCGGCACGCGUGCAGGUCCUGCGGGGCUCAGCCACGUCGCUCUCCUGUCUCUUCAACCACAGCCUGGCCAACGACAGGAAGAUCUUCUACCGGUGGGUUCGGGUGGAUGCUGGGCAGGGGGCGGAGCCUAAGCGGCUGGACAUAAAGAGCAACCUCACCCAGACCUUCAUCCCAGACACCAACGUCAGCCAGUUCAACAUCCUGGGGCACUUCGGCAGCGUGGAGCUCACACACUCCGGUACCUACAGGUGCGAGGUGACCAUCCCUGCCCCGGGUCGGUCGUCCUCCGGCCUCGGUCCCGGGACCCAGCUGGACGUCCACGCGCCCCCUUCAGUCAGCAUUGCGCCGAGCACACAGGAAGUGGUGCUCAAGGGGCGGACGCUCACGUUGACCUGCGAAGUCAGCGGCUACCACCCGAAAGGCGUCAGCAUCGCGUGGCUGUACCCCACCAACAGGACGGUGACCAGCGGGGCCAAGUGGAGCUCGGAGCGGGCCGCGCCCGGUCCCGGCUUCAGGAUGACCGGCUACCUGGACCUCCACCCCAGAGCUGCUGACCACCGGGUUCGGUACAGCUGCCAGGUGAACCACAGCACUCUGCGGUCACCCAUCACGAAGGACUUCAACUUCCUUCUGAAAUAUGGCCCCACAAACCAGGAGGUGUUCCAGCGCUCCUCGCCACUCGGCCACUUCUCCCCGCUCUCCGGGUGGUACGCCAGCGCCCCCGUCGGGAGCUUCCUGGAGCUGCGCUGCGUGGUGGAGAGCUCCCCUCCGUCCCGCGUGCAGUGGUUUGACCCGCACAGAGCCGUGCGGGCAGAGGGUCUCCACAGCAACGCGACCCUGACGCUUGACCCGCUGGGAGCCCUCGACUCGGGCCUCUACGCUUGCGUGGCCUCCAACGUGCACUGGUCCCAGGAGCAGGAGAUCCAGGUGGAGGCGCUCUCGCCCGCGUCCCUGUCGGCGAGGUGGGUCACGUACCCUCUCUUUACGCUCACUGUCGCCGGCAUGCACAUCUGGAGCAGCCGUCACCGGGGAGCCCGCAGCCACCGACCAGAGGGGGACGACGCGCGCUGACCGGCAGUUCCACGCGCGGCAGACGCGCCCUCCUGGGAUGUGACCCAAACGCUCAUGGAGCGACUGACACACGUGCGCAGUGUGGGACUGGGCAGGAACGGGGGACUCGAGAGACAGGAGGACACGGCUGGAGCCGCUCCCGGGAAGAGACGCCGUGUACAGUUUGACAAGCUCUUUUACUGAAUAGUUGAGGUACGGUACAUGUAAACCGCAGUGCAGGCGGUUCGCAGCCCACCUUUACUCCAGUGGUACCGCGAACAAGGUGAAAGCGCCUAAGAGCUCAGCGGGAGGCUCUCGGCGCCGAAAUGGCCCCCAGGCUCCACCUCCCCGUCGGACCUGUGCUCCACACCACUGCUGGUAAGAGCGAGUUGCCACGUGCCGAGAUGCUCCGCAGCUCCAGACGAGCGCGGGCGCGAGGGAUGAGGGACGAGGGACGCAGGGCGUCUCGUUUGCUCUGGUCUGUCACCCACAAGCUCCAGGUGGAAAGAGCUAGAGCUGGAGCCUGUGAGCCCCUGAGGUUCGACAGCAAGACCACUUGGUCUCCAGCCUCAUUCCGCGUCUCUUUGAGCGAUUUGGACCCAAAGUGCCCUCAUGGGACAAAAACAAGUUGCUCAAAGUGUCGCUGGCAUGGCCUGCUGAGUGAUUUUGCGUUUGCGAUUUCCUCCCCUCCAUCAAAGCAAUUACUCGUUAAACUGACUCGCUGAUGGCUGAGACAAACGUCCGCGAGACACCGACCCCGAGGAGGGCGCUCAGCACUCGGCCCUCGGCGAGGCUCCGUGGCCCCGAGACGCAGAUCGCCCUCGUCAUUCGCUCGUCUGCUAUGUGGACGUGUCUGCCUUUGUCUACAGCACGCGUGUCCAGCGGUAGCGUAGUAUCGCGUUCACCUCCCCGACAAACACGACUUAGCUCAAAUGAGCGCAGCCUGCCGGUUCCAGAAAGCUCCGUGUCACGUGCACGCGCUGAGUUUGGUUGAUUUAUGCGCACACGAACCGCACAAACGCUGCACGCCUCAGGGUCGUGUCUCCGUCCGCCUUGAAGGACCUCCUUCCUGCAGGCCCUGGGUGCUCUGGUUGCUUCCCCCCCGUGUGUAUUCCUGGUAAAUAGGAGCUCCCCUGCAGGACAUUUCCCCGGUGACGUUAAACGAGCGGCCGAGUACUUCGUUGUUCUCCGGGGGCCUCUCUGUCCUGGACUGUGCUGUACCACGUUGACUACUGUACUUUUAAUGGUUCGCAAAACAUUUGUGUAAUAAAGGCUGAAGCAGUGGACCACAGGUGUUUGUUGUCAUUUGUAAUUAAAUAAGUACUUAAUCACUAAAAGUUAAAUAUCUUGCUCACUCCUCACUACUGGAAAACACUGAUUGUGACAUUCGGUGCACUAUAAUAACAAGCAGUCGUAUUACAAAACUGCCGUGACGAAUCGAGACGUUCCGUGCCGAGCUGGGGAUCCAAGAUGCAA